AUGGCCAAGUUCAUUGACGGCGGCCCCAAGGACUUCCUCGAGUGGACCUACCACUUCAACCAGCUGGCGAAGCUGAAACACUGGAACGCGGAGGACAAGUUCCUCAACACGACCAUCUUGCUCGAGGGCGACCUCCGCGAGGCAUUUGAAGAUGCGUCGAUCACCGACGACGACGUGCGCAUGGACGAGGAGUUCACUCGCGCACUGCGCAAGGCAUCGGUUGUCGUGCUGCCGACGGACUACAGCGAGAAGCUCCAGGAGGAGCUGUGGGAGAUCAAGAAGGCCCGCAAUGAAUUGCUGUCAGAGUACAGCAAGCGGUUCCGCGCCUUGGUGCGCAUGGAGCACACGCUCGCGCUGCUGAACGAGAACUCGCCGAUGUGCGAAGACGCGCUCUGUCGCCUCUACAAGCGCGGCCUCCCGUACGAGUGGCAGAACAAAUACGGUGCGAGCGGCCAGAUCUAUACUACCGUGGCCGCCCUCGUGCCAUUUUUCGAGCGCAUUGAGCAGGGCGAACAGCGACUGCACCGUACCAGCGGACAGGACAAGCGUAACUACGCCAACGAGAAUCCACGAGGUCACAGCCGUCGAAGCAACGGCAACCGUAACGGCAGCAAUCGCAAUAACAGCAGCAACAGCAACAACAAUCGGCAACAGUCCUGA
Molecule: messenger RNA, 660 nt
Organism: Phytophthora sojae
Lineage: Eukaryota; Oomycota; Peronosporomycetes; Peronosporales; Peronosporaceae
Exons: 1
Coding region: 1-660 (219 amino acids)
Source: RefSeq, a predicted model, not a curated record